Molecule: messenger RNA, 824 nt
Organism: Microbotryum saponariae
Lineage: Eukaryota; Fungi; Basidiomycota; Microbotryomycetes; Microbotryales; Microbotryaceae
Source: the annotation of a GenBank genome assembly
AUGAUGGACAACGAUGACGAUUCCCCAUGGAUGCAGGAUGACGACAUGGACGUUCACCACCCACCGGGCGCCUCCACCUCUGCUCCGUCAGCACAUGCCAGUCGUCACGAGGAUCGCAUCGCCCAGCAGGAGUACAACAAGAUGGCCGCGAGGUACCAUGAUGUAAGCCAGCCAACACCAAAUUGGCCACCCAAACCUCACAUCCCAGACUGACCCCCUCCCCCCCCCCCCCCCCCCCCACCGCUCCCCUGCCUGCUUGCCUCCCUCCCUCGGCUCACCCUUCUCAGGAAGGUUACCGAGCCGGCAUCACCUCGGGCAAAGAAUCCCGUCUACAACAAGGCUUCGACGAAGGUUAUUCCCUAUCCGCACCCCUCGCCCGUCAACUAGGUCAUCUCCGCGGCAUCGCUACGACCCUCCUCGCCAUCCUCACCACGACCUCAGGAGCGAAAUAUUCUUCGCCCGUCUUGAACCACUUCACUUCCGCUGAAGAGAAGGAACGUGCUGUCACCGCACUGAGGGACGUCGUUUCAUGCUUGGGCGCGUUGAGUCAGGAGGAUGUCGUACCUGUUGAUCAAGAGGCAGAGGAACAUAGGAAGGAACACGAUGGGGACGCGGGGGAGAAUCUCAAAACGAUCGAAAGGAAUCAGAUCAAUCAGUUGGAUGCGAUGAUGCAAGGCUUAGGCGCAGCACAAGAAUCAGUACCAAGGAGUAAACCGGGUUUGGAGGAGUGCAAACAGAGACUACAGAUAGUCUUGGACGCGUGUGGAAUGGGGUCGAUACCUUUGCAUUUCAGCGAGGGCUCGGUCGAUGGGAUGACGCAGUAG